AUGGAGGGGAAUCAGCGCCAAGCUAGAGAUAUUGGCACCUAUGAUCAACCCAAUAUACAUGGGAGUAGGCUGGGUAUCAGGGCACCAGCUGUGGAGAACAACAACUUUGAGAUCAAAUCCAGCUUGCUCAACAUGAUAGAGAACAACAAGUAUCAUGGUUUUGCUUUGGAGGAUCCACUUGAUCACUUGGAUCAAUUUGAAAAGUACUGUGGCUUGUCAAAAACAAAUGGUGUCUCUGAAGAUGCCUUCAAGCUGAGAUUGUUUCCAUUUUCUUUGGGAGACAAAGCGCACACAUGGGAGAAGAACCUUCCAAGUGACUCUAUCACCACUUGGAAUGAAUGCAAGACAGCCUUCCUCAACAAGUUCUUCUCUAGCUCAAGGACUGCCAAGCUUAGGAAUGAGAUCUCUGGGUUCAGAAGCUACUGGUCUCAAGGCCUACAUCAUGGUUUCACCAAGGAGAAUCUGCUCAGUACCUUCUAUAGAGUAGUUUUACCUAAGUUCAGAAGCCAACUGGAUACUGCUAGCAAUGGGUUCUCCUUUGGGAGAACUGAAGAAGAUGCUGAGAAACUUGUAGAGAACAUGGCUCAGAGUGAUUCAGUCUACAAUGAUGAGCAUGAUAGAAACAACAGAGACAAUGGAGGAGAUGAUCAGAACACAAUAAAAGAGUUGAAGGCUCUACAAGACAAGUUGGAUAAGCUUCUCUCAUAUAGAGCUAAACAAGAGAAGGUGAACUCUGUUGGUGAGCAGAAACAAGAGGGGAUUGCUGUGGUUAAUGAAGUUGAUGGUCUAGAAGGUCAAGAAGAGUUGUGCUCUGUGAAUGCUAAUGGGACAUGGUACAAGAAGGAGCCUAACUUUCAGUACCACAACAACUACCAGCAAAAGCCUUCUACAACAACCAACAAGGUGGUUACCAGUCUACACAAGGCCAAGCUGGGUAUUCCACUUCUGCCCCUCAAGAAAGUAGCACCAAUACUAUGUUGA
Molecule: messenger RNA, 981 nt
Organism: Brassica oleracea var. oleracea
Lineage: Eukaryota; Viridiplantae; Streptophyta; Magnoliopsida; Brassicales; Brassicaceae
Exons: 2
Coding region: 1-981 (326 amino acids)
Source: RefSeq, a predicted model, not a curated record